Gorilla gorilla gorilla (western lowland gorilla) is the source of this 2935-nucleotide messenger RNA. It is a transcript of the gene UGT1A6, whose product is annotated as UDP glucuronosyltransferase family 1 member A6. Gene Ontology annotation, molecular function: UDP-glycosyltransferase activity. Bases 583 to 2184 code for a protein of 533 amino acids. The record is from RefSeq and is a predicted model, not a curated record. The transcript has 5 exons. NCBI's taxonomy places the organism in Eukaryota, Metazoa, Chordata, Mammalia, Primates, Hominidae.
GUGCUCGUGUGGUGGGCUCUGCUGCAGCCUCAAGACCCCACACUGUGCUGGACUCAAUAAAUAUUGUUGGACCAAGGAAUGAAACACAUGAUACAAGUGAGCAGGCAGUACCGGGGGAGCUGUGGAGUGGGCACUCUUACAGGUUUCCAUGGCGAAAGCGGGGGUACAGUUGUGUUCUUUUCUUUCUAAAAGGCUUUCUAAAAAGCUUUCUGUUUAAUUUCUGGAAAAGAAGCCUAACUUGUUCACUACGUAGUCGUCCUUCUUCCUCUCUGGUAACACUUGUUGGUCUGUGGAAAUACUAAUUUAAUGGAUCCUGAGGUUCUGGAAGUACUUUGCUGUGUUCACUCAAGAAUGUGAUUUGAGUAUGAAAUUCCAGCCAGUUCAACUGUUGUUGCCUAUUAAGAAACCUAAUAAAGCUCCACCUUCUUUAUCUCUGAAAGUGAACUCCCUGCUACCUUUGUGGACUGACAGCUUUUUAUAGUCAUGUGACACAGUCAAACAUUAACUUGGUGUAUCGAUUGGUUUUUGCCAUAUAUAUAUAUAAGUAGGAGAGGGCGAACCUCUGGCAGGAGCAAAGGCGCCAUGGCUGUGGAGUCCCAGGGCGGACACCCACUUGUCCUGGGCCUGCUGCUGUGUGUGCUGGGCCCAGUGGUGUCCCAUGCUGGGAAGAUACUGUUGAUCCCAGUGGAUGGCAGCCACUGGCUGAGCAUGCUUGGGACCAUCCAGCAGCUGCAGCAAAGGGGACAUGAAAUAGUUGUCCUAGCACCUGAUGCCUCGUUGUACAUCAGAGACGGAGCAUUUUACACCUUGAAGACGUACCCUGUGCCAUUCCAAAGGGAGGAUGUGAAAGAGUCUUUUGUUAGUCUCGGGCAUAAUGUUUUUGAGAAUGAUUCUUUCCUGCAGCGUGUGAUCAAAACAUACAAGAAAAUAAAAAAGGACUCUGCUAUGCUUUUGUCUGGCUGUUCCCACUUACUGCACAACAAGGAGCUCAUGGCCUCCCUGGCAGAAAGCAGCUUUGAUGUCAUGCUGACGGACCCUUUCCUUCCUUGCAGCCCCAUCGUGGCCCAGUACCUGUCUCUGCCCGCUGUAUUCUUCUUGCAUGCACUGCCAUGCAGCCUGGAAUUUGAGGCUACCCAGUGCCCCAACCCAUUCUCCUACGUGCCCAGGCCUCUCUCCUCUCAUUCAGAUCACAUGACCUUCCUGCAGCGGGUGAAGAACAUGCUCAUUGCCUUUUCACAGAACUUUCUGUGCGACGUGGUUUAUUCCCCGUAUGCAACCCUUGCCUCAGAAUUCCUUCAGAGAGAGGUGACUGUCCAGGACCUAUUGAGCUCUGCAUCUGUCUGGCUGUUUAGAAGUGACUUUGUGAAGGAUUACCCUAGGCCCCUCAUGCCCAAUAUGGUUUUUGUUGGUGGAAUCAACUGCCUUCACCAAAAUCCACUAUCCCAGGAAUUUGAAGCCUACAUUAAUGCUUCUGGAGAACAUGGAAUUGUGGUUUUCUCUUUGGGAUCAAUGGUCUCAGAAAUUCCAGAGAAGAAAGCUAUGGCAAUUGCUGAUGCUUUGGGCAAAAUCCCUCAGACAGUCCUGUGGCGGUACACUGGAACCCGACCAUCGAAUCUUGCGAACAACACGAUACUUGUUAAGUGGCUACCCCAAAACGAUCUGCUUGGUCACCCGAUGACCCGUGCUUUUAUCACCCAUGCUGGUUCCCAUGGUGUUUAUGAAAGCAUAUGCAAUGGCGUUCCCAUGGUGAUGAUGCCCUUGUUUGGUGAUCAGAUGGACAAUGCAAAGCGCAUGGAGACUAAGGGAGCUGGAGUGACCCUGAAUGUUCUGGAAAUGACUUCUGAAGAUUUAGAAAAUGCUCUAAAAGCAGUCAUCAAUGACAAAAGCUACAAGGAGAACAUCAUGCGCCUCUCCAGCCUUCACAAGGACCGCCCGGUGGAGCCGCUGGACCUGGCCGUGUUCUGGGUGGAGUUUGUGAUGAGGCACAAGGGCGCGCCACACCUGCGCCCCGCAGCCCACGACCUCACCUGGUACCAGUACCAUUCCUUGGACGUGAUCGGUUUCCUCUUGGCCGUCGCGCUGACAGUGGCCUUCAUCACCUUUAAAUGUUGUGCUUAUGGCUACCGGAAAUGCUUCGGGAAAAAAGGGCGAGUUAAGAAAGCCCACAAAUCCAAGACCCAUUGAGAAGUGGGUGGGAAAUAAGGUAAAAUUUUGAACCAUUCCCUAGUCAUUUCCAAACUUGAAAACAGAAUCAGUGUUAAAUUCAUUUUAUUCUUAUUAAGGAAAUACUUUGCAUAAAUUAAUCAGCCCCAGAGUGCUUUAAAAAAUUCUCUUAAAUAAAAAUAAUAGACUCGCUAGUCAGUAAAGAUAUUUGAAUAUGUAUCGUGCCCCCUCCGGUGUCUUUGAUCAGGAUGACGUGUGCCAUUUUUCAGAGGACGUGCAGACAGGCUGGCAUUCUAGAUUACUUUUCUUACUCUGAAACAUGGCCUGUUUGGGAGUGCGGGAUUCAAAGGUGGUCCCACCGCUGCCCCUACUGCAAAUGGCAGUUUUAGUCUUAUCUUUUGGCUUCUGCAGAUGGUUGCGAUUGAUCCUUAACCGAUAAUGGUCAGUCCUCAUCUCUGUCCUGCUUCAUAGGUGCCACCUUGUGUGUUUAAAGAAGGGAAGCUUUGUACCUUUAGAGCGUAGGUGAAAUGAAUGAAUGGCUUGGAGUGCACUGAGAACAGCAUAUGAUUUCUUGCUUAGGGGAAAAAGAAUGAUGCUAUAAAAUUGGUAGGUGGUGUAUUUGAGAAGAUAAUCAUUGCUUAUGUCAAAUGGAGCUGAAUUUGAUAAAAACCCAAAAUACAGCUAUGAAGUGCUGGGCAAGUUUACUUUUUUCCUGAUGUUUCCUACAACUAAAAAUAAAUUAAUAAAUUUAUAUAAAUUCUAUUUAAGUGUU